Messenger RNA from Penaeus monodon (black tiger shrimp), 1315 nucleotides. RefSeq lists its product as uncharacterized. The coding region runs from base 23 to 1279 and encodes 418 amino acids. The record is from RefSeq and is a predicted model, not a curated record. The transcript is spliced from 9 exons. Lineage: Eukaryota; Metazoa; Arthropoda; Malacostraca; Decapoda; Penaeidae.
UUGAAGCUUCGUUGCCGACGGGAUGGGACUGCAUAGGUUAUUGUGUUUCCUGGCUGCUGUCACCGGAUUCCAGGCUGGCGACGCCGCCCUCAGGAAUGUCAUCGACGACCAGAUCACCGCCGCCCUUGAGAGCUUCAGGACCCACAUGGUGGACGGAUGGCCCGAGCUGGGGAUUCCCCCUCUGGAUCCGAGGCUUGCGGGGAAGUCAUAUUAUCAACCCAGCCUGCACGGUUCCCUCACCAACUUGACCAUCAACCAACUGUCGACCUUCACCAUCGACAACGUCCACAGCAACAUCCUCUUCCUCACAGUCGACGUCUCCCUGGGUCUCCCGAUGCUCGACUUCGCUGGGAACUACGACGUCCGGGGCGCUAUUGACAUCCUCCCCAUCUAUGGCACAGGACCCUUCUGGAUGGACGCGUUCGACCUGAAGAUGUCGAUUGCGAUCAAGCUGGGAGAAACUGAAGUCGGUCUCGGAGUUUCGAAACUUGAUCUGAACUUCGAUGCGAAUUCGACCGAUGUCCACUUCGGGAACAUCAUGGGCGGAGGAGACAUGGAGGACUUUGUCAACGGCGUCCUGAGCUCCUUGGGACCCGACAUCCUGCAGGCGCUGGAGGACAUCUACGUGCCGUGGCUGGAGGAGGCGCUGAGGAAAGAGAUUAAUGAUAUCCUACACGGAAGUUCAAGAGACUCGAAAGACGAAACAGUUAAUGAUUUCUUCGACCUCCUCUUCGCCAACAUGAGACAGAGCAUCAUAGAAAACGGACAAGAUCCCCUUUCUCUCCCGAGUGAUAGCGAUAACUUUACUGUUUUGCUUUUCAACACGACAAUGGAAGGUGAAGUGAGCGUUAGUGGGGGUCAUCUCGCUGGCCUUUCCACGGUGCACAGGGCGGGCAACAUGACCCUUCUGUACGUGGGCGAGCAGGACGAGGUCAUCUGGGGCGGAGAGGUGGGGCUCAUUGACCUGGAGGCGGACUACACCUUCGGCCUCGCCCUCGCUCUCUUCGGGAAGGACCUCGAGUUCGCCCUCAAGAUGUCCUACGUGCGUCUCAGCUUCGAGACGGACCUCUUCCUUCACCAGGCCAAUGUCUCUUUCGCGCACUGCAACGUCACCGAACUCGGCCCUUUACACUUCAAGGAGAAGGGGGCGGGGCCCUUGGACACGCCCCUUUACAACAUCCUCGCCAACACCCUCCUCGGCGAACUGAAGGGCCUCGUCACGUCGGCUGUGGAGGGCGUCAUCUGCUCCCUCCUGGAGGGCGCCUUCGCUUCGUCGUGAGCGGGGGGGUUGGAGGGAAGGGAGGGAGAAGGGAGG